UCUAAAUGGGCGUCUAGGACCAGUGCGUGAUCUGUCAAAACAUUCAUUAAAUAUCGGCAGUUAUUCGCUGCAAUUCGUAAUAAUUAUUUCGCAAGUCGCAUAGUUCAAUAUCGAUCCGAAAAAAUGUCGGCGAUGUUAACCGCCGAUUGGUUUCCUCUCGGACGAGAUGUGUACUUUCGAAAAUUUGAGCUCUACCCGAUAUCCUUCCAGCACGAGAUUUCCAGCAACAAUUGGGUGGUGGCUGCUCCUUAUGGAGGUUCCAUUGCCGUCACGAGAAACCCUAAGAAGCUUGUCAAAGUUCAGGGUGCUAUCAAGCCUUUAAUAAUGUUGUACACAUCGUCGGGGAAAUUGACAGCUAAACUGCAAUGGAGCAGUGGACAACUAAUAACAUUCGGCUGGUCCCAACAAGAGGAAUUGUUGUGCGUACAAGACGAUGGCAUGGUUCUUAUAUACGACAUGUUUGGAACUUAUCAGCAUACUUUCAGCAUGGGAAAUGCAGCAAAGGAUACCAAAGUUGUUGACGCCAAGUUCUUCACAACAUCAAACAGCACUGGGAUAGCUGUCUUGACGUCCACCAAUCGUAUAUUUCUUGUGAACAACACAUCUGAGCCAAAAGUCCGACCAAUUACUGACAUGCCCAGACACGGUGGUCAAAUUGAUUGCUGGUGCAUGGUACACUGUGAUAGGGAGACCCAAGUGAUUUUGUCAAACAAGGAAGGAAUAUUUGUUAUUCAUCAAUCUCAUCAGAACACAUUUCCAUUUAGCAACCUCUUCAACAACAAGAUCAGUAAUGUGGUAGCGAUAGUUGUGUCGGCUAACAACCGACACGUUGCGCUUUAUGCCGACACUGGACACUUGUACAUCGGUUCGAUAGACUUCAAGGAGAAAUAUUGCGAGUGCUAUACAAAUAUUAAAGAACCUUUGGCAGAUAUAGCCUGGUGUGGCACAGAAGCCGUGGUGUGCAGCUGGAGCAGUACGAUAAUGGUGAUAGGACGUACAGCCGAGACUAUAGUGUACAAUUACGACGAUCCUGUGCACCUGGUCACUGAAAUCGAUGGAGUGCGCGUAUUGUCGAGCUGCUCUCACGAAAUGAUACAGAAAGUACCGCACGUCGUGCAAAGGAUAUUCGGAAUCAACUCGACUGAUCCUGCUUCCUAUCUCCUGGAGGCCUCCAAGCAGUUCCAGAAGAAGAGUCAUAAGGCUGACAGUUAUAUAGAUUUAGUUAAAGAUAAAUUAGACUCGGCGAUAAAAGCGUGCAUCGAUGGAGCGAGCCACGAAUUCGACUUUGAGACGCAAAAGAUUUUAAUGAGAGCUGCAAAGUUUGGAAAAGGAUUCAGCAAGACGAUAGACUCGGAUUAUUAUGUUCAAAUGUGCAGGACUCUGAGGGUUUUGAAUGCGGUGCGACAUCCCGCUGUGGGCAUUCCGUUAACUUAUACGCAAUUUAACGUUCUCACGAAUCAAGUGCUGCUAGACAGAUUAGUCGCGCGGAGGCACUAUUAUUUAAGCAUACAGAUAGCACGCCACUUGCAAUUGCCCGAGAUCGACGGGGAAAGUAGGAUAUUGGCGCACUGGGCGUGCUACAAGGUGAAACAGACGCAAUUAGACAAGGAGCAAAUAGCGGAGGAGAUAGCUGACAAAUUAGGAUAUGCUCCUGGUGUUUCGUACAGCGAAAUCGCGAAACGAGCGGCGGAUUGUGGUCGAAAACAGCUGGCCAUUAAAUUAAUCGACUACGAGCCACGCGCGCAUCAACAAGUGCCGUUGCUGUUGACGCUCGGCGAAGAGCGAGCCGCCCUGCUCAAAGCUGUGGACAGCGGCAACACGGAUCUGGUCUACACUGUCAUUCUUCAUCUUCGAGAGAACAUGACUCUCGGGGACUUUCAAAUGUCUAUAAUGCACUGUCCUCUAGCGAUGGCAUUAUAUAUCAAGUACUGCCAGAGCCACAACAGAGAGACAUUGCGCGAUAUUUACAAUCAGUACGACGACUUCCAUUCGCAAGCGGUUUGGUUUAUCACAGAGAGUUAUCAGCGAAAGAACACGAUGUCGAGGGACGCGUUGCUGCAAUCUGCCCAAGAAAACUUUAAACUGGCUCGGAACGACACCAACGCUUCGCUGACAGAAGAGCAGAUAAAACUCUUGAAGUAUCAGAGAUCUUUGGAAGAUACGCUGCACGAGUCAGUCGUGGGAAAGCCUCUGCACGAAACUGUGAAAGUUCUAUUAUUGCGUAACGAGUUGAAAUUAGCGGACAAAUUGCGAUCGGAAUAUAAAAUACCGGACCGGAGAUAUUGGUGGUUGAGAAUACAAUGUUUAGCAGAACAAGGUCUGUGGAGCGAUUUGGAGAAAUUUUCGAAGAGCAAAAAGUCCCCAAUUGGCUACGAGCCGUUUAUAGAUGAAUGUCUAAAAUACAAUGAAAAGUUGGAAGCUAGGAAGUAUUUAGCCAAAGUUCGAGACGACCUCAAAGUGAAAUAUCUAGUGAAAUUAACUAUGCUGAGCGAAGCGGCGCAAACAGCGUUUGAUCAAAAGGACACUUCGGCCCUCACAUUUGUGCUUGCACAGUGCGGAUCGUCGGACAAACAAUUGGUGGACAAGAUCAACAUGUAUCUAGGCGCUCUUAAAAAUUAAAGUUAUUUUUUAUUCGUUUUAUAACUUGCAUUUAUAUACAAUUCGAAGAACGUGAGCAGUUGACGUGGAAUAGCGACUUCAGAAUGAUUUUGCGGAACAAUUGGUAUUCAGAAGACCAAUCAAACGAUAAAUAUUACAUUUUGCUCAAUAGAUAUCGACUUGAUCUAAGUCUCUGCUCACGCUUGUAAUAAAAUGAUGUACAAAAAUGUGAAUGUAAAAUAUUUGUUGUAUAAAAUAGUGAUAUUUGUAACUGAAUCCUGUACACCUCUAUAAUCCCGAUUAUAUACAUAUAGUGUUAUAUUAAA
Molecule: messenger RNA, 2924 nt
Organism: Linepithema humile (Argentine ant)
Lineage: Eukaryota; Metazoa; Arthropoda; Insecta; Hymenoptera; Formicidae
Gene: Vps16A
Product: vacuolar protein sorting 16
Biological process (GO): endosomal transport; vacuole fusion, non-autophagic; intracellular protein transport
Cellular component (GO): cytoplasm; lysosomal membrane; endosome
Molecular function (GO): actin binding
Source: RefSeq, a predicted model, not a curated record